This is a messenger RNA of Trifolium pratense (red clover), 1431 nucleotides long. RefSeq names its product BTB/POZ domain-containing protein At5g03250-like. The record is from RefSeq and is a predicted model, not a curated record. The transcript has 2 exons. Lineage: Eukaryota; Viridiplantae; Streptophyta; Magnoliopsida; Fabales; Fabaceae. Bases 16 to 1431 code for a protein of 471 amino acids.
GCGGAGUAUCUCCAAAUGACUGAAAACUACGGCGAAGACAAUCUUAUUGGACACACAGAAACUUUCCUCAAUGAAGUUUAUAGCAAUUGGUCAGAUUCCAUUAAAGCUCUUGAAACAUGUGAGGAAGUGCAAACCUUUGCAGAAGACCUUCAUAUUGUUUCAAGAUGCAUUGAUUCUUUGGCUAUGAAGGCUUGUUCAGAUCCAAAUAUGUUCAAUUGGUCGGAAGUUGGUCAUAAUUGCGCGCAAAAUGAAGCGGAACAUGUUGGAGAUAAUUGGUGGUAUUAUGAUGUAUCUUUGUUGAGUCUACCACUAUAUAAAAGAUUGAUUUUAGCUAUUGAGUCAAAAGGAAUGAAAUCUGAAACUGUUGCUGCAUCUCUUAUAUAUUAUCUAAGAAGGUUUCUUCCCUUAAUGAAUAGACAAUCAAGUUUUAAGGAUACAAAUCAUGCAACAAUUCCUACGACUUCUGAAGCUGAUCAAAGGGGUUUAUUAGAAGAAAUUGUUGAGUUGAUUCCUAAUAAGAGAGGUGUAACAUCUUCUAAGCAUCUCCUUCGGUUGCUUCGAACUGCGAUGAUAUUACAUGCAAGUCCAUCAUGUAGAGAAAAUUUAGAGAAAAGGGUAGGUUCUCAAUUAGACCAAGCUUCACUUGUGGAUCUUCUCAUUCCAAAUAUGGGUUACUCAGUCGAGACGCUUUAUGACAUAGAUUGUAUUCAAAGGAUUCUCGAACAUUUUAUGUCUAUUUAUCAACCGGCGUCAGUAGCAGCUUCUCCCUGCAUAACUGAAAUUGGAACAUUAAUAGCCGGAGCUGAUACGUUGACACCGAUGACAAUGGUCGCUAAUUUGAUAGAUGGAUAUCUCUCUGAAGUUGCUUCAGAUGCUAAUCUAAACUUGUCAAAGUUUCAGGCACUUGCUGCUGCAAUUCCAGAUUAUGCUAGACCCCUUGAUGAUGGUAUAUACCAUGCAAUUGAUGUAUACCUUAAGGCACAUACAUGGUUGAGAGAUUCUGAAAGGGAGCAACUAUGUAGACUCAUGAAUUGCCAAAAACUUUCAUUGGAAGCAAGCUCUCAUGUAGCACAAAAUGAAAGAUUACCUCUCAGAGUAAUAGUUCAAGUCUUAUUUUUCGAACAACUUAGACUUCGUACAUCGAUAUCUGGUUGGUUCUUUGUUUCUGAAAAUCUUGACAACUCACAAAAUCCAAGUGGAAAUCUUGGUUUUUCAAAGAGUUCUCAAAAGGAUUCCACAGAGAUAGCUGAAAACGUGAGGGAGCGUCUUUUAGAGUUGGAAAAAGAGUGUUCGUGCAUUCGAAAAGAGUUGCAGAAGCUAAAUAAAACAAAGAAGAGUUGGAGUAUUUUUCCAAAAAGAUUUGGAUUUAGAAGAAAGUCAGAUUAUUCCAAUCCUAAUGAAUCAAAUAAUGUAAAUUCAUCAUCACCAUGA